Molecule: messenger RNA, 615 nt
Organism: Procambarus clarkii (red swamp crayfish)
Lineage: Eukaryota; Metazoa; Arthropoda; Malacostraca; Decapoda; Cambaridae
Product: sperm acrosomal protein FSA-ACR.1-like
Source: RefSeq, a predicted model, not a curated record
AUGGGUGAACUAGCAAUGGGUGAACUAGCAAUGGGUGAACUAACAGUGGGUGAACUAGCAAUGGGUGAACUAACAGUGGGUGAACUAACAGUGGGUGAACUAACAGUGGGUGAACUAACAAUGGGUGAACUAACAGUGGGUGAACUAACAGUGGGUGAACUAACAGUGGGUGAACUAACAGUGGGUGAACUAGCAAUGGGUGAACUAACAAUGGGUGAACUAGCAAUGGGUGAACUAACAAUGGGUGAACUAACAAUGGGUGAACUAACAAUGGGUGAACUAGCAAUGGGUGAACUAACAGUGGGUGAACUAGCAAUGGGUGAACUAGCAAUGGGUGAACUAGCAAUGAGUGAACUAGCAAUGAGUGAACUAACAGUGGGUGAACUAACAAUGGGUGAACUAGCAAUGAGUGAACUAGCAAUGGGUGAACUAACAAUGGGUGAACUAGCAAUGGGUGAACUAGCAAUGAGUGAACUAGCAAUGAGUGAACUAGCAAUGGGUGAACUAACAAUGAGUGAACUAGCAAUGGGUGAACUAGCAAUGAGUGGCGGCGGCUUCUGGCCCGCCCACCACCAACGGCUUCCCGAAAAGGUUGUACUAAAAAUCAGUUAUUAA